AUGCCAGUUAUCCGACCAUCAAUCAUGCCCGAAGAUUCUACUUCUCAGCACAAAACCGUCACUCUUAAGCUCUUUAUGAACCGUACGCCACGAAUCACUAUUACCUACAAGGACAAGGACGACCUAUUCGAGAAACUAAAAAGCAAGGCACAGGAACUUGGUAUUCCUGAAGAAACUGUCUUCUGGAUCGACAUGGACGGCGAGCCAGUGAAGCUGAACAGCGCCGACACUCUGAUAAACGCUGCCAACGAAUCAUCGCUACUAAGACUCUACGCCUGCGAUGCGAGCGACGAUGACGAGAUCUCCUGCUCCAGCUGUGAUGAGCUCGCCAAUGGUCGGCGACGUUGGAGGCGACGAGUCCCCCGCAAUCACUCCAGAUGCAGAAGCCGUAACCGUUCUCGUGGAAGGCGAUCACGUUCCAAAGAUCGCUCCACGAGUCGCGAUCGCACCCACCGACAUCACCGUCACCAUCCAAGACCUGAUCACCAUGGAAUUGAUCCAUUUCCAAGGUUUGGGCCUUUCGGUUUCCCUAUAAUGGGCCCACCCUUCGGACACUGCCCACCUUUCCCUGGAGUUGGUCGUCGCGUUGCUAGAUGUCCCCCGCUCCACUGGCCGUGA
Molecule: messenger RNA, 618 nt
Organism: Haemonchus placei
Lineage: Eukaryota; Metazoa; Nematoda; Chromadorea; Rhabditida; Trichostrongylidae
Source: the annotation of a GenBank genome assembly